GGGUCUUCAACUAGAACCACCACCAUCAUCAUUGUCUAACUUCACAGGAACAUCGAAAGAACUUGACCUCAAACCCGAUCACUCUAAAAAUCAAAAAUCGAAAAAAUGUCUACACUCACAGCUGCGCGAUACGGUAAAGACAAGGUGCGCGUGUUCCGCGUCGUAAGAGAGGGGAAGUGGCACCAUGUCGUCGAGUAUAACGUCUGUGCGUUGCUCGAGGGGAAAAUAGAAACGAGCUACACCGAAGCCGAUAACUCAGUCGUGGUGACCACCGAUGCAAUCAAGAAUAUAACAUACUACCUCGCCAAGGUCUCUCCGCACAUUCUCUCCCCCGAACGCUUCGCCCUCCACCUCGGGACCCACCUCGUGUCGAAGUAUGCGCACAUCGACCGUGCGUAUAUCACUGUUGAGAAGCUUCGAUGGUCCCGUAUUGCGGUUGGCGCCCCAGGCCAAGAACAGCCGCACCCGCAUGCGUUCGUGCGCGAUGGCGACGAUAAAAGGAUCGUUAACGCAGAGAUCGAUGCAUCUGCAGGGAAGGAUAAGAUUGUGGGCAAGGUGUCUUCUGGGAUUAGUGACUUGCUUGUUCUGAAAUCUACGGGGUCUGCUUUUUCUGGGUUCAUUCGCGACGAGUAUACGACGCUGGUUGAGGUUGACGAUCGUAUAUUUUCUACGUCUGUCGAUUUAACAUAUACGUUUGGGCCGUUGACUAUCGCAGCGCCGAGUGAUGGUAAGAAGCUCGAGUUCAAUGUGCCUGAGGAGAUGGAGGCGGGCAGUGUUUACGACGGGGAGGGGGUGGCUGAGCGUGCGAGGACUGCGACGCUGGACAUCUUCGCGACUGACGAGAGUGCGAGUGUGCAGGCGACGAUGUUCAAGAUGGGACAGCGUGUGAUAGCGGAGAACGCGGGGGUGGAGGCAGUCACGUACGCGCUGCCCAACAAGCACUAUAUACCGGUUGAGAUGAAGUACAUUGGGGUUGACAACACGACACCAGCGAACGCAGACGUCUUCGCACCGGUGGCUGCCCCGAGUGGCUUGAUCUCCGCCACGAUCUCGCGUCAAUAGGGCCAAAGAAGUGCGUCAUCGUCCUGGCGACAGAGAGGAGGGCGAGGAGAGGAGGGCGGGGAGGGCGAGAGCGUUGAUAGCGUCGAUAGAGAGCCAAUGAGACGAGAAUGAUUCACACCGCACGCGUGGUUGGCAGGGAGGAUGGAGACAAGCGGGAUGUCGAGGAGAACAGUCUGAUAACGCUUCGAUGACAUCAUGCGGACACACCCGUGAUCUAGAUUUUGGGGUGUUACAAUGAAGUACUCUGUAAAUAUAUACCAAACACACAAUUCCAGUCCACUCCCCUCUCUCUCCACCAU
This is a messenger RNA of Serpula lacrymans var. lacrymans S7.9, 1361 nucleotides long. RefSeq lists its product as uncharacterized. The record is from RefSeq and is a predicted model, not a curated record. Lineage: Eukaryota; Fungi; Basidiomycota; Agaricomycetes; Boletales; Serpulaceae. Gene Ontology annotation, biological process: urate catabolic process; purine nucleobase catabolic process. Gene Ontology annotation, molecular function: urate oxidase activity. Gene Ontology annotation, cellular component: peroxisome. The coding region runs from base 106 to 1062 and encodes 318 amino acids. The transcript is spliced from 10 exons.